Molecule: messenger RNA, 1945 nt
Organism: Ooceraea biroi (clonal raider ant)
Lineage: Eukaryota; Metazoa; Arthropoda; Insecta; Hymenoptera; Formicidae
Gene: Cdc37
Product: cell division cycle protein 37
Biological process (GO): protein folding; protein stabilization
Cellular component (GO): cytoplasm
Molecular function (GO): heat shock protein binding; protein-folding chaperone binding; protein kinase binding
Source: RefSeq, a predicted model, not a curated record
CUUUUCUCGCGGUUAGUCGGUAGUGCAGUUCGGCGCAGUUGACAAUCAAAUUUCGCCGAGUGUGAUUGAAGGAUUGGCGCUUUCGCAGAAGCGAAUCCGCGGUUCCCGUACGCGAUAUUCGCAGUAAAAAGUCUGUUCCGAUCGAAGGGCCGUAAGAACGAUUCUUUGGCGGGCAACGAGCGGUUUAUACGGAGGAGGCUACAAUGGUGGAUUACAGCAAAUGGAAGAGCAUCGAGAUCUCAGACGAUGAAGACGACACGCAUCCAAACAUUGAUACGCCGUCCUUAUUUAGGUGGCGUCAUCAGGCACGACUGGAGAGAAUGGAAGAGCGUAAGAAGGAACAGGAAGAGCACGAGAGAAAGAAAGCAGAAACACUGAAGAAAUUAAAGGACAUGAAAGAGAAACUGGCGAAGCUAGAGAAUGAGAAGAACGAUUCAGCCGAUUUGACUACAUUGAAAAAAGUCCUGCAGGAUCUCGAAGACGAAGAGAGGAAGAUCCAGAACAAGGAGGACGAAAUGAAAAAGAAGGAGAGACUGGUCCCGUGGAAUGUGGAUACCAUUGGUCAAGACGGUUUCACGAAAACCGUAAUAAAUACAAAGCCAGCUAGGAAGGACGAGGAUGCUGGAUUGUCCGACGAGGAGAAGGAGAAGCGGAUGAAGCAGUUCGUCAAGGAGAACGAGAAGAAGCUGAAGGAAUUCGGCAUGCUUAGGAAAUACGACGACAGCAAGAAAUUCUUGCAGGAUCAUCCUUACCUGGCUUGCGAGAAUACAGCGAACUACUUAGUCAUUUGGUGCAUCAACUUGGAGAUGGAAGAAAAACAUGACUUGAUGCAGCACGUUGCCCAUCAGUGCAUAUGCAUGCAAUACAUACUGGAGUUAUCCAAGCAGCUGGAGGUUGAUCCGCGGGCGUGCGUCGGCUCCUUCUUCAGUCGCAUCCAGAUCGCUGAAGUGGAGUAUAAGAACUCGUUCGAUGAGGAACUUAGGGCGUUCAAGGACAGAAUACGCAAGAGAGCGGCGGAGAAGGUAGCCGACGCGGUUAGAGAGGCCGAGGAGGAGGAGAAGAAGGCUCGCUUGGGUCCUGGUGGACUUGAUCCGGUCGAGGUGUUCGAGACUCUUCCGGAGGCUUUAAAACAGUGCUUCGAGACUCAGGAUAUCCCCCUGUUGCAACAGACGAUAGCAGCGAUGCCGGAAGACGAGGCGACGUAUCACAUGAAGCGGUGCGUCGCCAGUGGCUUGUGGGUUCCUGACGCGAAGGCCAAAGAGAAGGAGCAGGAGGAGCAGAACGCCGCGAAAGGAACACCAGACCCGGAAUAACGCAUUCGAGUUGAACCGCGCCUACCUACUACUAUCGAUACUCAGUGAUGAUCAGUAUCCCAUUGAAACACACACAUAUACACACGACAUACACAAGUAAUUCUUUACAUACCUCGAACUACAGAUACGUUAUGAAUACAGUUGUCACAUUUGCGAAUUCUGCCAGUGAUGGAUUAUUACUUUUGUCAGCUUUUUCUUUCAUCAGCACGUGCUGAGUGCAUCAUUGUUUUCGUGCGUCAGUACGCUAUCGAUUCGAACGAGAUUAGUUUGUAAGAUUUAUCGUUAGAAACUCUACUAAGGGUUGUUUCAUGUGGAAAAAAUUCUGUCAUAUGUACAACGUAUAACGAGAAAUUACCAAAUAGAAAAAAUAAGUACUAGCAUUGAAACAUAAUUUUCACUUUGCGUACGAUUACAUUACUGUCGAAAUUGCCUUCCUAUAUAUAUGUAUGUAUACACAUUGUUAACUGCAAUCGAUGAUUGUUUUAUGUACGUCUUACAUAUUAUGUACGUCUCUCUCCCUCCCUCCCUCUCUCUCUCUGCUGCACUAGCAUAUGUUGCUCCAAAACCGCUGUGUAAAUAAGAAUAAUGUUAUACAACUGUCUGUAGCAUUAAAGUUAUAUAUGUUUUAAAAA